AGAUGUUGAACAAAUGGAUGUUCGAUAAAAAGAAGCUGCGACAAACACCAAGUCAGAGUGAUGGGGUUGAUUAUUUGACUGAGAUACUUUAUCGAAAAGAAGGUGCAAAAUUUAUCCAAGCAGCAGUAAAAGAACUUCGGCUUACUCAUGAUACCAUGGCAACUGGUUGUGUAUUCUUUCACAGAUUCUUUAUGUUCCACUCCUUUGAAAAAUUCAACAGGUGGGUGAUGGCUGCAUCCUGCUUGUUUCUAGCUGGCAAAGUGGAAGAAACGCCCAAACUUAGCAAGGAUAUUGUACGGACAGCUAAGCAUCUGUUGAGUAAGGAGCAGUUCACAGCAUUUGCAUUGAAUCCAGUCGAUGAAAUGCUUCUUUACGAAAAGAUUCUUCUCCAGACAGUGAAGUUUGACUUCAAUAUAAUUCACCCAUACAAGUUUAUAUUGAAGUAUGCGAAGCAGUUCAGGGGAGAAAAAAAUCGCAAAAGUGACGUGGUUCAGAUGGCAUGGAACUACUGUAACGAAUCUUUCUGCACGCCUGUGUCCCUGCAUUACACGCCUGAUGUUAUUGCGGGAGCGUUGCUCACACUGUCUGCUAAGCGGUGUAAGUUCAGCAUUAGUCUCUCUAAAGACGUAGAGAAGGAUGAUCUGUACGAACAGAUUGACGCCCCUUGGUGGGGCUAUCUCAUUGAGGUAAAGACGAACCAGUCUAAAUCAAAUAGUUCCACCUCGGUAGACGACAUAGAGGAGAUUCAGAACAUAAUGCAGCGUCUCAGUGAAGAGAAAGCAGAUCUUUACGAGGACGAGGUGGACGUUACAGCCUGCGACUCACCUGGUAACGAGGACAACGAACUGUCAGACGUUGACAUAGAGGAUGUAGCGCCGCCUCCCCCACCCCGCGAUAACAAGCGACACAUUCCUGGACUUGAGCCAAGUCAGCAUGCGUCAAAACGCGCGGCGCUAAGAGACAGUGCUCCGAGUAAUGGGAGUAAAGCAGACAGUAUUCCCAUGUUAGGAGAAUCACACCCCCCUCCUCCUCCUGCACCCCCUUCAAGAAGGAGGGAGUCGGGGAGACACAGCAGGGACAACCCCGGCAUAUAUGAUCCUAGCAGGGGUUUCUUAUAGCUCCAACUUUUCAGUCUACUUUUAAACAACCCCGGCAUAUAUGAUCCUAGCAGGGGUUUCUUAUAGUUCCAACUAAAAGUCUACUUUUAAACAACCCCGGCAUAUAUGAUCCUAGCAGGGGUUUCUUAUAGUUCCAACUAAAAGUCUACUUUUAAACGUGCCCAGAAUUAGGUACCCUUGUUAGAGUUGAAAUGCUCAGAUCCCAGGCAGGGACUAUAAUAUCAUCUAGACUAUAUUCUAGUCUAUCCAAUAUAUAGUAUCUAUACUAUCUAGACUAUCAGCUAUAAUACUAAUUUACUAUCUGGAUUAUCUAGUCGGUAAUGACUAAUGUUAUCAGAUAUAAUGAUGUUCAUUGUUCAGGGUUAUAAGAACUGAUAAUAAUAAUUCACGCAUCUUUAAAUUCUUCAAGGGGUAAAUAUUUAAUACAGAAUAAUGUUAGUUAAUAACCUUACUCGCUGUGAGGUGUCUCUACUUAGAGAUCAGGUGAAUGAAAAUAACUCUCAUUACAACUAUUACUGUUUGUUAAUUAAUUUUAAUUUAUAA
Bolinopsis microptera is the source of this 1661-nucleotide messenger RNA. RefSeq names its product cyclin-K-like. Gene Ontology annotation, cellular component: cyclin/CDK positive transcription elongation factor complex; nucleus. The coding region runs from base 3 to 1118 and encodes 371 amino acids. The record is from RefSeq and is a predicted model, not a curated record. Gene Ontology annotation, molecular function: cyclin-dependent protein serine/threonine kinase activator activity. Gene Ontology annotation, biological process: regulation of transcription by RNA polymerase II; positive regulation of DNA-templated transcription, elongation. The transcript is spliced from 7 exons. Lineage: Eukaryota; Metazoa; Ctenophora; Tentaculata; Lobata; Bolinopsidae.